Messenger RNA from Myotis davidii, 1712 nucleotides. It is a transcript of the gene GPRC5C, whose product is annotated as G protein-coupled receptor, class C, group 5, member C. The coding region runs from base 33 to 1292 and encodes 419 amino acids. Gene Ontology annotation, cellular component: signaling receptor complex; intracellular membrane-bounded organelle; plasma membrane. The transcript has 4 exons. The record is from RefSeq and is a predicted model, not a curated record. Gene Ontology annotation, molecular function: G protein-coupled receptor activity; protein kinase activator activity. Lineage: Eukaryota; Metazoa; Chordata; Mammalia; Chiroptera; Vespertilionidae. Gene Ontology annotation, biological process: G protein-coupled receptor signaling pathway.
GGACCCCGCGGGAGCCUGGCCUGGGAGCCAGGAUGGCCACCCACAGAGCCUUGCUGACCUGCCUGGGACUGCUGCUCUUCCCGUUCCCGGGGGCGCAGGCCCAGAACCGGGCCCCGCCCGGCUGCAGCCCCGACCUCAACCCCCUCUACUAUAACCUGUGUGACCGCUCCGGGGCCUGGGGCAUCGUCUUGGAGGCCGUGGCCGGGGCGGGCGUGGUCACCACCUUUGUCCUCACCAUCGUCCUUGUGGCCAGCCUGCCCUUCGUGCAGGACACCAAGAAGCGCAGCCUGCUGGGGACCCAGGUGUUCUUCCUGCUGGGGACGCUCGGCCUCUUCUGCCUCGUGUUCGCCUGCGUGGUGAAGCCCGACUUCUCCACCUGCGCCUCCCGGCGCUUCCUCUUCGGCGUCCUGUUCGCCAUCUGCUUCUCCUGCCUGGUGGCCCACGUCUUCGCCCUCAACUUCCUGGCCCGAAAGAACCAGGGGCCGCGGGGCUGGGUGCUGUUCGCCGUGGCCCUGCUGCUGACCCUGGUGGAGGUGAUCAUCAACACCGAGUGGCUGAUCAUUACGCUGGUCCGGGCCGUGGGCCAGGACGGCGCCCUGGGCAACGUCUACGUCAUGCUGCUGCUGCUGGGCGCCUUCGCGGGGGCCUGGCCCGCCCUGUGCGGCCGCUUCAAGCGCUGGCGGAAGCACGGGUUCUUCGUGCUGCUCACCACGGCCGCCUCCAUCGCCAUCUGGGUGGUGUGGAUCAUCAUGUACACCUACGGCAACCGGCAGCGCAACAGGCCCACCUGGGACGACCCCACGCUGGCCAUCGCCCUGGCCGCCAACGCCUGGGCCUUUCUCCUCUUCUACGUCAUCCCGGAGGUGUCCCAGGUGACCAAGGCCAGCCCGGAGCAGAGCUACCAGGGGGACCUGUACCCCACCCGGGGCGUGGGCUACGAGACCAUCCUGAAAGAGCAGAAGGGCCAGAGCAUGUUUGUGGAGAACAAGGCGUUUUCCAUGGACGAGCCAGCCUCGGGCAAGAGACCAGUGUCACCGUACAGUGGGUACAACGGGCAGCUGCUGACCAGUGUGUACCAGCCCACCGAGAUGGCCCUGAUGCACAAAGGCCCGGCCGAGGGACCCUACGACGUCAUCCUCCCACGGGCCACCGCCAACAGCCAGGUGAUGGGCAGUGCCAACUCCACCCUGCGGGCUGAAGACAUGUACGCGGCGCAGAGCCACCAGGCAGCCACGGCCCCGAAAGACGACAAGAACUCUCAGGUCUUUAGAAACCCCUACGUGUGGGACUGAUUCGGCGUCAGGAGGCGGCGGGCCGAUGCGGGGAGGGCCCUGGGGACCUGGCCUGGGCCAUGGACAGCCUGGGGGCCCCGGGCCCUCCUGCUCCCCGUGCCCCUCGAUGGCUCAGGGCAGCUUGUGCCUCAGCCGUGAGCCCUGCCUGGUGGCCAGGGUUUCGUGGUGUCCCAGGUGCCCCUGCCCACUCCUCAGUGUUUGUGGAGUUGAGGAGCCACCGCCGGCUUCAUGCCAGGGUCCUCUCCAGGGGUCACGCUCCAGCCAAAUAGUGUUCUUGGGGGGUGGCCUUGCAGCACCUGCAUUCUCUGAGUCUUUGGAGAGAUUCCUGCAACCUCGAGAGAUUUCACAGGCUCUGCCCCGGGCCUUGCUCCUCCGUGAGGAACAAGGUGCCUAAUAAACACGUUCUUUCUGCUUUGUUAA